This is a messenger RNA of Acaulospora morrowiae, 990 nucleotides long. The record is from the annotation of a GenBank genome assembly. Lineage: Eukaryota; Fungi; Glomeromycota; Glomeromycetes; Diversisporales; Acaulosporaceae.
AUGGCGCAACUAUUGCGGAGCAAUGAUGAUGCAAAGCAUCGAAUCUCCGAUUCCCCAAAGGGUCUGGCACGUAAGUGCCCUCACUUUGUGAGAAACAUUUUUGAUUUACCCGAAUUACUAGAACAGAUCUUAUAUUUUUUAGAAAUCGAUCGAUCCCUCUAUCCUGCUUUAUUUGUUAAUCGGCUUUGGUACAAGUGUGGUAUACCGCUACUAUGGAGGAGAGUUGAGUUAAAAGGUAAUGAUAUUCAUUACGGGCAUUAUUUCCCAGUUGAAUAUAAUUAUUGCGAACGAUAUCGAACGCGGUUAGAAAGUUUCAUAAAGCUGAUAUGCGAGGAGAAAAAAUCUGUCUAUGCCUCAAACCUGAAAAGCUUAAAAAUUUCAUAUUAUUGUUCAAUUACACACAAAUUAAUUAGAUCUAUCAUAAAUUACUGCCCAAAUAUAAUUCAUUUAGACUUUAAAAAAAGCGUGGGCAUUAGUGAUAAGACACUAAUUAGAAUAGCUUCAUCAUAUCCAAAUUUAAAACAUCUUAAUUUAUGGGAUAAUCGAAUGAUAACUGAUGAAGGACUAUGUCAAAUUGCACAAUCAUGCUAUAAAUUGGAAUAUCUAAAUAUUUCCUACUGUAGAGGUAUUACCGAUAAAUCAUUGAUAGCAAUUGCGGAAUCGUGUCGUAUACCGGCUAGUCGUGGAAAAAUCAAAGAUGCUGAUAUGUUAAUACAAGCACAUCUCAAAAUAGAGUAUCUCGAUUUCGCCGGGGUUAUGGCUUUUCGAAACGAUUUUCUUAUUGUAGCUAUUAUCAGGUCUUCUCCAAAUUUAAAACAUUUCAAUAUUUCCCAUAAUGAUGUCGGCGAUGAGGUUGUUGAGGCACUAGCUCAUACAUGCCACGAAAUAGAAUAUCUUGAUCUUGGAGGUGAAUAUCGAGUUGAAUUGGUCAGGCCUUCAGAGGACGUUAAUAUGUGCAUUAGCACUAGCUCCGCUAUUCGAAAUCGGUAG